Molecule: messenger RNA, 921 nt
Organism: Vitis riparia (riverbank grape)
Lineage: Eukaryota; Viridiplantae; Streptophyta; Magnoliopsida; Vitales; Vitaceae
Product: peptidyl-prolyl cis-trans isomerase Pin1
Exons: 2
Coding region: 145-501 (118 amino acids)
Cellular component (GO): cytosol; nucleus
Molecular function (GO): peptidyl-prolyl cis-trans isomerase activity
Source: RefSeq, a predicted model, not a curated record
UUCCAGUCGCAGGUCGCAUUUAGAUCGAGAGAUCGAAGAGAGAGAGGGAGAGAGAGAGUAGCGAAGAUAGAGCCGGAUCGUAAGAGGAAGAAAACUUCGAUCUCAUCUGCAGAUCGAGCGGAGCACAACAAAAAGAAGGGGAAAAUGUCGUCGAAUCAGGUGAGGGCUUCGCACAUCUUGAUCAAGCACCAAGAUUCCAGAAGGAAGGCUUCUUGGAGAGAUCCUGAAGGUCGAGUCAUAAAGGCCACCACCAAAGAAAGUGCCGUCACUCAGAUUAAGGCCAUUCGAGACGACAUCAUUUCUGGCAAAUCUAAGUUCUCCGACGUCGCUUCUCAAAUCUCCGAUUGCAGCUCUGCCAAGCGCGGCGGCGAUCUCGGGCCAUUUGGUCGGGGUCAGAUGCAAAAGCCUUUUGAAGAAGCAACAUAUGCUCUUAAAGUUGGGGAGAUUAGCGACAUCGUGGAAACUGAUAGUGGGGUUCACAUCAUAAUGAGGACUGGUUGAUCAUCGCAGAAGAAGCUCUUGGUUAGACUGAAACAAGGAGUCUUCUGAAAUAUGGUUGUUGCUCUUCCAAUAUGGGCAACAAUAUGACCAUCUUAUUACAGGGCAUGAGGCCAUUGAUGUGUGUGGAGUGUUAGAACUUAUUAUACCCAAUUCUGAACUGUUUUGACCCAUUCCUUGGGAACAUCUAAAAUUUUUACCAGGUUGUGGAUUGAUGAGAUUUGUAUUAACUGAAUAAAAGCAUGGUUUGAUAUACAUCUCUCAAUUUGUUUCACCUACAGGAUUCCAUGUAUGGUGUGGCAGAAACUAAGAGAGUGAUUGGAUGCUGCAGCAUAGAUAUGAGCAUUAUUGUUCUUCUAUGUUGCACUGGAACCCCUUCUGUAGUUUUUCACAUCUAUAAUGAUCAUGAUUUUUCUAUUACUA